Molecule: messenger RNA, 2405 nt
Organism: Raphanus sativus (radish)
Lineage: Eukaryota; Viridiplantae; Streptophyta; Magnoliopsida; Brassicales; Brassicaceae
Product: clathrin coat assembly protein AP180
Exons: 1
Coding region: 338-2245 (635 amino acids)
Biological process (GO): clathrin coat assembly; vesicle budding from membrane; clathrin-dependent endocytosis
Cellular component (GO): clathrin-coated pit; clathrin-coated vesicle
Molecular function (GO): clathrin heavy chain binding; phosphatidylinositol-4,5-bisphosphate binding; 1-phosphatidylinositol binding
Source: RefSeq, a predicted model, not a curated record
AUAGCUUUACUACAAUAACUUGACAAAAAAAUUGUAACACAACACAUCUACAGAGUUUGAAGCGUGCUAUCCAAGCUUCUAAGUUUUAAUAACAACAUUGUAUAUUCUACGCGCCAAAAAGCGCGCGUGUGUGAAUAAUAGAAGACUCUGUUGUCAAGUCGACGUAUAUCUUUGUCAUGUCUUCAAAGGAUCACGAGAGUCUCCAGCCAUUUUAUCCUGUCUUCCGCUCUUUUAUAUUUAGAAGACGAAACAAAAAAAACUGCAACUCUUAGAGAGAGAAAAAAAACAAAAACAAAAAAAAUCUAGAGGGAGAAGAAGAAACGCGACGUUCACAACAAUGCCGAGCAAGCUGAAAAAGGCGAUCGGAGCGGUCAAAGACCACACGAGCAUCAGCCUCGCCAAAGUCGCCACCGGAGCAAACGGAGGCGGCGAUCUCACCACCCUCGAGGUAGCCAUCCUCAAAGCAACAAGCCACGACGAGGACGUCCCGAUCUACGACCGCCUCGUAUCCGACAUCCUCGGAAUCAUCUCCUCGAAGAAAUCUCACGCCGCCUCCUGCGCCGCCGCGAUCGGACGCCGCAUCGGACGCACGAAGAACUGGAUCGUCGCGCUCAAAUCCCUAGUCCUCGUCCUCAGGAUAUUCCAGGACGGCGAUCCUUACUUCCCCCGCGAAGUCCUCCACGCCAUGAAACGCGGCGCGAAAAUCCUCAACCUCUCCUCCUUCCGCGACGAUUCGAACUCGUGCCCUUGGGAUUACACCGCCUUCGUCCGCACCUUCGCGCUGUACCUCGACGAACGGCUAGAUUGUUUCCUAACCGGGAAGUUACAGAGACGUUACACUAACCGGGAGCAAACCACCUCGUCUUCCAAAUCCCGGUUUAAUCCUAAAUUAAAUGAACCGGCGGUUAGAGACAUGAAACCGGUGAUGCUCCUCGACAAGAUCACCUACUGGCAGAGGCUCCUCGACAGAGCCGUCGCGACUCGCCCCACGGGAGACGCGAAAUCGAACAAGCUCGUGAGGAUGUCUCUCUACGCCGUGGCCCAGGAGAGCUUCGAUCUCUACAGAGACAUCUCCGACGGUUUGGCUCUCCUCCUCGACAGCUUCUUCCAUCUUCAGUACCAGUCUUGCGUGCACGCGUUCCAAGCGUGCGUCCGAGCCUCGAAGCAGUUCGAAGAGCUCAACGGAUUCUACGAUCUUUGUAAAUCUAUUGGCGUGGGACGCACGUCUGAGUACCCUAGCUUUCAGAAGAUCUCGUCGGAGCUUCUCGAGACGCUGCAGGAGUUUUUGAAAGAUCAGUCUUCGUUUCCGUCGCCUAGUGGUCUUCUCCCUCCGGCUCAGUCGACGGUUUCGAGUUCGCCUGAUACGUCGGAGAGGUAUUGGGACUGUGUUGGUGGGUCGUCGUUUCGGAGUACUUCUUUGGAGGAUUUGAUGAGCAGGACUGAUGAUGCAGGGACUAGUAGUCCUCCGAUGUCUUGUCAGUCUGAGCCUUACGGAGGAGGAGGGAGAGAUGAACUUAACGGGAAUAACUUCGAUACGGUUUCGACCAAGUCUCUUCCGAACAAGCCCUCUGUUUCUUCUGCGGAAGAGAAGAAGAAGCAAGAAGAUCAUACGAAGGUGGAGAGUUUUGAUCCUUGGGAGGCGUUGAUGUUGAGAGAUGAUCCGAGGAAGAACGUGAUUGCAACCACUGAGGAUCAGAGAGAUUCAGGGAACUGGUUGCUUGCGCUGGAAGAAACAGCUACGCAAGUGCAGCAGGAUGCUAACUCGAUGGCGAUAGUACCGUCGGGGAACUGGUUGCUUGCGUUGGAAGAAACAGCUACGCAAGUGCAGGAUACUAACUCGAUGGCGAUAGUACCGUUCGGAUUGAAUGAUCCGUUCCAAGCCACUACAGACCAAUACAACCCAUUCUUGGAAGAAUCAGCUGCGCCGUUAGCUGCGGAGUCAGACUUUCAGCCUUUACCUGAGGAAAUGAUGAUGACCACGUUCAAUGCCUUGGCUGUGACGGAGUUUCAGCCGGAACCGACAUUUCAGGUGAACUUUCCUGAAGAUUUUGAGCCGUCGUCUACACCGACGUUCAAGGCAACGAGGAGUUCGCCGGAGAAGUGUGAUCCAUUUGCAACAUUUGAGAGUUUUGGGUCUGGAGAGACUGUUUCAGAAAAUAGAGGGGUAAAGCAGCAAUCUGUGUUGCAAGAACAGCAGUUAUGGUUGCAGAAUCAAAACAAGAUCAUAGCUAAGCACUUGAUGUGAUCUUAAUUUGGCUAUAGACUGAGAUUGAGAUGCUUCUUUUGAUGUUUUGUUUUGUUAAGUUGUAAACUGUAACUAAUUUUUUCAUAACUAGGAGAAGAGUGAGAUACAACAAUUGUUUGACAUAUACACAAGAUAGUUUGUGCCUGAUGCAUUCACAUUA